Molecule: messenger RNA, 1008 nt
Organism: Aegilops tauschii subsp. strangulata
Lineage: Eukaryota; Viridiplantae; Streptophyta; Magnoliopsida; Poales; Poaceae
Source: RefSeq, a predicted model, not a curated record
AUGUCGCUCGCCAAGGGAGGCGGCGAGAACCCGACGCCGCGCGUGCGCAUGUCGCUCGCCACGGGAGGCGGCGAGAACCCGGCGCCGCGCGCCAAGUGCACGGCUGCUCUAAGGAUGCUUGCACUUGGUACUACUGCAGAUGUCGUUGGUGAGAUGGUCAGGAUGGGGGAGAGCACGUACUUGAAGACUAUUGUCAAGUUUUCCCAAGUCGUGGUGGAGGUGUUUGGACCUGAGUAUCUCAGAGAACCAAAUGUGCAGGACAUGGAGAAGUUGUUGGCUAUUGGAGAGGCAAGGGGGUUUCCAGGAAUUCUUGGAUCAAUUGAUUGCAUGCAUUGGCAAUGGAAUAACUGCCCCAAAGGUUUGCGGGGAAUGUAUCAAGGUCACAUCAGAGAGGCCACCAUCAUACUAGAAGCGGUGGCAUCACAUGACUUAUGGAUUUGGCAUGCUUUCUUUGGAAUGUCGGGUUAUCACAUUGACAUCAACGUGCUUCAACGAUCUCCGGUGUUCAGAAGGCUUUGCAAUGGGGAAUCACCGCCGUGCAACUACAACAUGGGAUACUAUCUUGUCGAUGGUAUCUAUCCUCAGUGGGUGGUGUUUGUGAAGACCAUAUCCGAGUUGCGCAGCAGGAAACAGAUCCACUUUGCAACAAUGCAGGAAGUGGCUAGGAAGGAUGUGGAGAGGGCAUUUGGUGUGCUUCAAGCUCAUUGGGGAAUUGUGUGGAGCGCUGCAAUGAUGUGGGAAUCAGAAACUUUUUGGCAAUUGAUGACAUGUUAUGUUAUUCUGCACAAUACGAUUGUCGAGGAUGAGGGUGAUGGUGUAGCCCAACCCCAUGAUUUCGAAGCACCUGGAGAACAAGUUGAAAUCCCAGAAGGUCAAGAUGCGGCUCAGCUGAUGAACUCUCUGCAGAUGCAUCAGAAUCUUCGAGAUCAACAGGUGCACACGCAACUACUCAAUGAUCUUCUGGAGCACAUGUGGACCAACAAUGGCAACCAAGAAGCCAAUGCUUGA